This is a messenger RNA of Lotus japonicus, 2106 nucleotides long. RefSeq lists its product as uncharacterized. NCBI's taxonomy places the organism in Eukaryota, Viridiplantae, Streptophyta, Magnoliopsida, Fabales, Fabaceae. The coding region runs from base 1 to 2106 and encodes 701 amino acids. Gene Ontology annotation, molecular function: DNA binding. The transcript is spliced from 4 exons. The record is from RefSeq and is a predicted model, not a curated record.
AUGGAAUGGGGCAAGGUCAAGAUGCCCUUUGCACCAUGCCGCUUCCUACACCCAGGUGAUGAGAGCUCCGGAUCGAACUCUCCACAGUUGGCUGAUGCAGAGGAGGAUUCUUCCGAGCAUGCGGAGGUUGCUGCCCCACCGUCCCUUACUGAAGCUGUUAUACAAGUGGAGGCAGAGACGAAGGUGCCUGCGCCGCCGCCGCUCCACCACGUGACGCAGCUUGUUUCCGCCGCCGCUCCACCACGCCUUGCUCGCGAUUCACGGUUCAGCUUCUUCUUCCUGAUGACUUCUAAUGGACCCGAAUCAGUUGAACCUGAAGAAGUACCACCACCACAGGUACAGAAACCUGGUAGGCAGAAAUCAGAUGUGGCUUGGGCGCAUUGUUACGUAGCUACUGAGGAUGGAAAAUCUGUUUUGAUUUGCUUGUACUGUAAUAAAAAUAUCAAAGGUGGUGGAAUUAAUAGGAUGAAGGCACAUUUGGCGCGAGAGUCAGGGCAAAUAACAGGAUGCCCCAACGUGCCUGAUGAAGUUCGAGUGAAAAUGAAAGAAAGCAUUGAUGAAUGCCAAGGCAAGAAAAGAAAAGCUGAACAAGAGUAUAAGGAAAGUAAUUCAAUUGAUGAGCACUCUAUGACACCCGAUGAAGAGGUUACAAUGCCACGACCACCACCUUCUAAAUCUCAAAAGGGGAAGGACACUGGUCGCAUAUCUGCUUUUUUUGUGCCUAGAACAACUCCAGGAGCUCAACCUACAUUGAAGAGUGUGUUGCAAAGUAAAGAAAUUGUGGAGAAGUGUGACCUUGCCAUUUCAAGAUGGAUGAUUGAUGCUUCUGUGCCAUUCAAUGCAGUUAAUUCUGCAUACUUUCAACCUAUGAUUGAUGCUGUUUGUGCCAUGGGUUCAGGGUAUAAAGCUCCAAACUUUCAUAGAGUUCGUGGUUUCUUGUUGAAUAAAUGGGUUGAUGACACAAAGAAACUUGUUGAGAGUUAUCGUGAAGUGUGGAAGCGAACUGGUUGCACUCUUAUGGCAGACGGGUGGACUGAUCGGUGUAGGAGGUCCCUCAUUAAUUUCUUGGUAUAUUGUCCUAAAGGCACUGUUUUUCUCAAAUCAGUUGAUGCUUCUCAGUAUGCAAAAACAGCUGAAAUGCUUUUUAAGCUCUUUAAGGAAGUUAUUUUAUAUAUUGGCCCUGAAAAUGUUGUUCAAGUUGUGACAGAUAAUGCUGCAAACUAUGUUGCUGCUGGCAGGUUAUUAGAGGCUGAGUUUCCCAAGUUAUAUUGGUCUCCUUGUGCUGCACACUGUGUUAAUUUGAUGUUCCAAGACAUUGGGAAGCUAGAGGAAGUAGCAGAGACUGUGUCACAAGCUUCUAAUAUUACCAAGUACAUCUAUAAUCACUGCUUUGCAUUGAGCUUGAUGAGAAAGCAUACAAAUAAUAGGGAAAUUCUUCGUCCAGCCCCAACUCGCUUUGCUACUAAUUUUAUUGCAUUACAGAGUAUUUUGGCUCAAAUGGAAGCUUUAAGAGCCAUGGUGGUAGAUAAGGCAUGGACAACCUCAACCUAUGCUAGAGAUACCAAGGCAAAGAAAUUUGUGGAGCAAGUCUUAGAUUCUGGGUUUUGGAAGAAAUGUGCUGAUAUUGUGAAACUAACUGAGCCACUUGUUAAAUUGUUGCGUCUUGUUGACAGUGAAGAUAAACCUGCUAUGGGUUUUCUUUACCAAGCUUUUUACAAAACUAGAGAGGAGAUGGUGAAGAGGUUCCAAAGAAAUAAGAAGAAAGUGGAGCCUUACUUGAAAAUCAUAGAUAGUCGUUGGGAUUCUCAGCUUCGUAAGAAUCUUCAUGCUGCAGGUUAUUGGUUAAAUCCAGGUUGUCGGUUUAAUCGUGAUGAAUUUGAGAAGCAUGAGUCCACAAUAUCUGGCCUUUUAGAUGUCAUUGAUAGGUAUUCUUCUGGAGAUAUUGAGUUGAAUGAUAGGUUGACAAGUGAGAAGAGAUUAUUCAAAGAUGCUGAGUUAGAUUUUGGAAGAAAAAGUGCUAUCCGUGAAAGGAGUAAAGUUAUGCCAGAUUCUAGACUUAUAUUUCAACAUAUGAUUUCAUAUACUUCAUUACAUGUGAUAUUUUAG